AUGUGGAUUCGGGAGCAUCUUUACUUCAAUGGUUUCAGUAAAAAUUAUUUGAAUUGGAUUUGGCAUGGUGAGGCUGCGGAGAAGGAUAGAUUAAAUUCGAGUGUCAACCAAGAGCCAACUGAUAAUUGUCAUGAUGAUUUUGAAACUGUUAAUUUGUGUGAGGCAGCGUAUGAUAACCAUACAGAAAAUCCAGAAGCAUUUAUGAAGUUUUUGGAGGAAGCAGAGAAGCCACUGUAUAAUGGAUGCAAACGUUACACAAAGUUGAGUGCACUUGUAAAACUAUACAAUACCGAAGCAAGGCAUGGGAUGAGUGAUGCUCUAUUUUCAGAUCUACUAGCAGAUUUUGGGGACAUGCUGCCAGAUAACCACAAUCUGCCAUCGUCAAUUUAUGAAGCAAAGAAGAUGUUGAGUUGUUUGGCUUUAAGUCAUGAAAAGAUUCAUGCUUGUUCCAAUGAUUGCAUCCUUUAUAGGAAACAAUAUAAAGACUGCGUAAGCUGCCCGAAAUGUGGCUUAUCAAAAUGGAAGCUAACCAAGAAAAAUGUUGAGAAGAAAGGUGUUCCUGCCAAAGUGGUUUGGUAUUUCCCUCCCAUACCAAGAUUUAAGCGCAUGUUUAAAUCUUUAGAAACUUCCAGAAAUUUAACAUGGCAUGCAGAUAGCACAAGAGUUGUUGGUCAGUUACGCCAUCCAGUUGAUUCACCGUCAUGGAAAUUGGUGGAUCAUAUGUGGCCCGACUUUGGAAGUGAGGCAAGAAAUAUUUGCCUGGCACUUGCAGCCGAUGGAAUUAAUCCUCACAGCAAUCUUAGUAGUCGCUACAGUUGCUGGCCAAUCAUGCUGGACACAUAUAAUUUGCCUCCAUACAUGUGCAUGAAAAGGAAAUUCAUCAUGCUAACGAUGCUCAUUUCAGGGCCGAAACAGCCUGGAAACGAUAUCGACGUCUACCUUGAGGUUCUGGUUGAUGAUUUGCAACUCUUGUGGGAAGGAGUUGAUGGAGUUUAUGAUGCUUAUCGAAGGGAGGUUUUCACUCUUAAAGCAAUUCUUUUAUGGACCAUCAACGACUUUCCUGCAUAUGGUAACCUUAGUGGAUGUACUACACAUGGUUAUUACGCAUGCCCAAUAUGUGGUGAGGAUACUUAUGCAAAGCACUUACCAAAUGGGAAGAAAAUGUCAUUUGCUGGGCAUAGACGAUUCCUACCACGAUUUCAUCCAUAUCGGAGGCAAAUAAAGGAGUUUAAUGGCAUGGAGGAACUUGGUGAAGCAGGUAGGCCAUUAUCUGGAAUUAAGUUGUUUGACAAGCUUUCAGACAUAACAUGUGAGUUUGGAAAGAAAACAAGUGCAUUGUCCGAUGUUAUGCACAUUGAGAAAAACGUUUUUGAGUCUCUGAUUAAUACUUUGAUGAACAUCAAGGGAAAAACCAAGGACAAUGUGGCAGCUAGGUUGGACAUGGUUCAGAUGGGAAUUAGGCCUCAAUUGGCUCCUAAAAUUGGUGAGAAAAGAACAUAUCUACCUCCUGCAGCAUGCUCAUUCACAAAAAAUGAGAGAUUACAAGUAUGUAGGUCAUUAAUAGAUAUAAAAGUUCCGGAAGGUUUCUCAUCAAACAUGAAGAAUCUUGUCUGCAUGGAUGAGAUGAAGCUGAGUAGCUUGAAAUCACAUGAUUCUCAUGUUAUAAUGCAGCACUUCCUGCCAAUAGUCAUACGUAAUUCUCUGCCAAAAUAUGUUAGAUAUGCUGUCAUAAGAUUAUGCUUCUUCUUCAAAGAUAUUUGUUGGAAGAUUAUCGAUGUAGCCAAGUUAGAUAAGCUGCAAUCUGACUUGAUUGUUACACUCUGCUUAUUGGAGCAGUAUUUCCCCCCUUCUUUCUUCGAUAUCAUGCUCCACUUAACAGUUCAUCUUGUUCGUGAAGUCCAAUUAUGUGGACCAGUCUACUUCAGAUGGAUGUACCCAUUUGAAAGAUGCAUGAAGGUGUUGAAAAGUUACGUAGGCAGUCGAAAAUAUCCAGAAGGUUGCAUUGUUCGAAGAUAUGCAGCAGAAGAAGUAGUUGAAUUUUGUUCAGAAUAUCUCAAUGACCUUGAUCCUGUUGGGGUCCCUAAAUCACUAUGUGACCCAAACGCAAGCAUUCCUGGAUUCUCAGCAAGCAAUUCAUCAAUCAUCGUCCAACAAAUUGAUCUCCAACAAGCACACUUGACUGUUCUAGAAAAUACAGAAGAAAUAUCUCCAUACAUUAUUGAACACAAAUCCUUCUUGAAGACAAUGUUUCCCAAGAAACAGAAAGAUGCAAGGUGGAUACAAGAUGCUCAUAAUAAGAGGUUCAUUGACUGGUUUCGUGCAAAGGUGGCUGCUGAAAUCGAUAGUUGCAAUGGUGGAAUGACAUCAUCAUUGAGAUGGCUGGCCCAUGGACCACGUGUGCGAGUCUUAAAGUGUGAUAGCUAUGUCAUAAAUUGCAAUUUAUACCAAACAAAAGAGCGGGAUGAUGAGAAAGCUUGUCAAAACAGUGGUGUUUCUCUACUUGCCAACACGAUGCUUGUUUGUAGUGCCAAAGAUAAGAAUCCCGUGUUAGAGAAUGUGACUUUUUAUGGAGUUAUUGAAGAGAUAUGGGAAUUAGACUAUCAUCAAUUUCAAGUUCCUCUUUUCAAGUGUGCAUGGGUAUCAAAUGACAAAGGAAUACAAUACAAUGAUGAAUGUGGCUUCACCUUAGUUAAUCUGAACAAACGAGGCCACCAGAAGGAUGAAUUUGUGCUUGCAAGGAAAAGAACAAUGCGUCCUAAAAAACAGCGAAAAAUAGCAAAAUAUGAUGAGCCACGUGUAGUUGAGGACACCGAACUACACCAAGAUGCUGAUGGGUUAGCAACUGCAGAGCUACGAGGAGAGACUGAAAUAGAAGAACCUCCUAUUACUGGGCAGAAGAAGACUCGGGGGCCUACAUCAAUGUGCAGACUUAUUGUUGCUGCAAGAUGGGGAAAAAAGUCGACGAUUGAAUAUGAUGACAUAGGACGACCUGUGUACAAUGAAAAUGGGAAGGCACUACAAUCUUUCAUAGGCUCUGUUGUUAGAUCCAUGGUGCCUAUUAACAUAAAGUCAUGGCCCACUGUUCCAGAGAAGAUGAAACAGAAAGUGUGGGAAGAAAUAUCGGUGAAUAUAAUCCAAUAA
Zingiber officinale is the source of this 3141-nucleotide messenger RNA. RefSeq lists its product as uncharacterized. The transcript is spliced from 5 exons. NCBI's taxonomy places the organism in Eukaryota, Viridiplantae, Streptophyta, Magnoliopsida, Zingiberales, Zingiberaceae. The record is from RefSeq and is a predicted model, not a curated record. The coding region runs from base 1 to 3141 and encodes 1046 amino acids.